Molecule: messenger RNA, 1921 nt
Organism: Ochotona princeps (American pika)
Lineage: Eukaryota; Metazoa; Chordata; Mammalia; Lagomorpha; Ochotonidae
Gene: PRPF4
Product: pre-mRNA processing factor 4
Exons: 14
Coding region: 106-1671 (521 amino acids)
Biological process (GO): mRNA splicing, via spliceosome
Cellular component (GO): U4/U6 x U5 tri-snRNP complex
Molecular function (GO): U4 snRNA binding; protein binding; U6 snRNA binding
Source: RefSeq, a predicted model, not a curated record
CCUUCCGGCUUCUGACGCAGUUCCGUGUUGCUGGGCGCGCGCGGUGGAUGGUCUGAAGCUGAGAGCCCGGCUCUUUCUGGGGCUCGGCGGGUCUGGAGCCCCGGCAUGGCUUCGUCACGAGCCUCCUCCACGGCGACCAAGACUAAGGCACCUGACGACCUCGUGGCCCCCGUGGUGAAGAAACCGCACAUCUACUAUGGAAGCUUGGAGGAGAAGGAAAGGGAGCGCCUGGCCAAAGGAGAAGCCGGAAUUUUAGGAAAAGAAGGACUCAAAGCAGGAAUCGAGGCAGGAAAUAUUAAUAUCGCCUCCGGUGAAGUAUUUGAAAUUGAAGAGCACAUCAGUGAGCGACAGGCAGAAGUAUUGGCCGAGUUUGAAAGGAGGAAGCGAGCACGGCAGAUCAAUGUUUCCACAGAUGACUCAGAGGUCAAGGCUUGCCUGCGAGCCUUGGGGGAGCCUAUCACACUCUUUGGAGAGGGCCCAGCUGAAAGAAGAGAAAGAUUAAGAAAUAUUCUCUCAGUGGUUGGUACUGAUGCCUUAAAAAAGACCAAAAAAGAUGAUGAGAAGUCCAAAAAAUCCAAAGAAGAGUAUCAGCAAACGUGGUACCACGAAGGACCCAACAGCCUCAAGGUGGCCAGGCUGUGGAUCGCCAACUAUUCCCUGCCCAGGGCAAUGAAACGCUUGGAAGAGGCUCGGCUCCAUAAAGAGAUACCAGAGACAACGCGGACCUCCCAGAUGCAAGAGCUGCACAAGUCUCUCCGGUCUUUGAAUAAUUUCUGCAGUCAGAUUGGAGAUGAUCGGCCUAUCUCCUACUGUCACUUUAGUCCCAAUUCUAAAAUGCUGGCCACGGCUUGUUGGAGUGGACUUUGCAAGCUCUGGUCUGUUCCUGACUGCAACCUCCUCCACACUCUGCGAGGCCAUAACACAAAUGUAGGAGCUAUUGUAUUCCAUCCCAAAUCCACCGUGUCCUUAGACCAAAAAGAUGUCAACCUGGCCUCUUGUGCUGCCGAUGGUUCAGUGAAGCUCUGGAGCCUUGAGAGUGAUGAACCCGUGGCAGAUAUUGAAGGUCACACAGUGCGUGUGGCCCGAGUUAUGUGGCAUCCAUCAGGACGUUUUCUGGGCACUACCUGUUACGAUCGUUCCUGGCGCUUGUGGGAUUUGGAGGCCCAGGAGGAGAUCCUGCACCAGGAAGGCCACAGCAUGGGUGUGUACGACAUAGCUUUCCAUCAAGAUGGCUCUUUAGCUGGCACUGGGGGACUGGAUGCAUUUGGUCGAGUUUGGGACCUGCGCACAGGACGUUGUAUCAUGUUUCUAGAAGGCCACCUCAAGGAAAUCUAUGGAAUAAAUUUCUCCCCCAAUGGCUACCACAUUGCGACUGGCAGCGGCGACAACACCUGCAAAGUGUGGGACCUGCGACAGCGGCGCUGUGUCUACACCAUCCCUGCCCAUCAGAACUUGGUGACCGGUGUCAAGUUUGAGCCUAUCCAUGGGAACUUCUUGCUCACUGGUGCCUAUGAUAACACAGCUAAGAUCUGGACCCACCCCGGCUGGUCCCCACUGAAGACUCUGGCUGGGCAUGAAGGCAAAGUGAUGGGCCUAGACAUUUCUGCUGAUGGGCAGCUCAUAGCCACUUGCUCAUAUGACAGGACCUUCAAGCUCUGGAUGGCUGAAUAGACAGAGGACAGUGGAAAAAGACUCUAACUUGAAGCUGUUAAGGAGCCAUUUUUCUCAAAACAGUUGAUGUAUUUUGUUCUAUCAUGUUUUCUGCCCAUUACCGUGUGUAGACCUGCAGUAGAAUGGGAUUUACGUGUCAGUUCCCACUGUAGGCAGGCAGGUGCACCCAUUUCACUGUUGAGAAUGACUUGUCACACUCAGGCCCUGCCACACACUGUGUAGACAUUUAUUAAUCUUUUGUUCGAAUGCC